Callorhinchus milii (elephant shark) is the source of this 8193-nucleotide messenger RNA. RefSeq names its product ADAM metallopeptidase with thrombospondin type 1 motif, 9 (gene adamts9). Gene Ontology annotation, biological process: extracellular matrix organization; proteolysis. Bases 218 to 5983 code for a protein of 1921 amino acids. The transcript has 40 exons. Gene Ontology annotation, cellular component: extracellular matrix. Gene Ontology annotation, molecular function: zinc ion binding; metalloendopeptidase activity. The record is from RefSeq and is a predicted model, not a curated record. Lineage: Eukaryota; Metazoa; Chordata; Chondrichthyes; Chimaeriformes; Callorhinchidae.
UCCCGUCACCCGCACUGGGGAGUAAGUAGAAGUAGCUCUGUAACCCGUCUUCCAUGAUGUCUUACCCAAUAUUACGCGAGCGAUCUCGGAUGAUACCGAACCCAAACGCCAACUCCCGUAGCACUGUGAAGUCGAGGAUACACUGAAUGAAAGCUCCGAGUGCCAAGUUACAGUGGUUGACUUGUGGUGGAGGGCUUUCUGUGCACAGUCGAGAAUCAUGUAUCUUGUGUUGUGGGCAGUGGGGAUUGUAACGUUACUUGUCGGCUUCAGUGUAGAAGAUAAGCCACAAAUGUACCCCAGAACAGCCAAACGACGUUUUGAUGAGCAAUUGACGGCGUCUGAGGUGGUGAGUCCCAGUCGGGUGAGUGAGUUGGGAGACCCCUUCCCCAACACCGUGCAUUUCAGGAGGAGGAAGCGAAGCCCCGACUCCGACCUCUGGGCCUCAGUAACUCAUUACCGAAUCACUGCGUUCGGGCGAACCUUUCACCUGAACCUCACCGCCGACUCUGGAUUUAUGGCACCGAUUUUUACCGUUACACACUUUGGAAUACAACCCAAUCUCACGGCCCUUCACCUCGACACUGACUCCAGGCACUGCUUCUACACCGGACAUGUCAAUGCCAAACCGGAGCACACAGCUGUGAUCAGCCUCUGCUCGGGACUGUUUGGCAUGUUCACAUCGCACGGUGGGGAAUAUUUUGUGGAGCCUCUCGCCCUACCCAAUGGGGAAGAAUACAAUGAAGAACACAACAAACCACAUCGUGUGUACAAACGAGAUGCUCUGAAGACUAAAUUGACAAGGGAACUCACUGAUAGUUGUGGCAACUCAGGUCAGAAAAAUAGUCAGAAAAGGAACACAAGACCACCCAGCAGUAUUUUGGCUGAUCUAGAAAGCCUAAAAAAUAGUAUUACAUUGCACCAUUUUGCUGGACAUUACAAUGGAACUGAUAGCAACAUCACUGAAGCAGAAAGUCACAAACGAACAAAACGUUUUUUGUCAUAUCCGCGGUACGUGGAAGUUAUGGUUGUCGCAGACAGCAAGAUGGUUGAACAUCAUGGAUCAAAUCUACAGCAUUAUGUCCUUACUUUAAUGUCUAUUGUGGCUGCUAUAUAUAAAGAUCCAAGUAUUGGAAAUCUCAUAAAUAUAGUUGUUGUGAAAUUAGUUGUUAUAAAUAAUGAACAGGAAGGUCCAACCAUAUCAUUCAAUGCUCAUACAACAUUAAAAAACUUUUGUAUAUGGCAACAAAAACAGAAUAAUCCAGAUGAAACCCAUCAUUCUCACCAUGACACAGCAGUACUUAUCACAAGGCAAGACAUUUGCAGAGCUCGUGAUAAAUGUGACACAUUGGGUUUGGCUGAACUUGGUACUGUGUGUGACCCAUAUCGAAGUUGCUCCAUUAGUGAAGAUAACGGACUAAGUACUGCUUUCACAAUAGCUCAUGAACUUGGGCAUGUAUUUAACAUGCCUCACGAUGACAGCAAUAAGUGCAAAGAAGAUGGUGGCAAAAAUCAACAACAUGUUAUGGCUUCAACACUGAAUUAUGACACCAACCCCUGGAUGUGGUCAAAAUGUAGCAGGAGAUACAUUACUGAUUUUUUAGACACAGGAUAUGGUGAAUGUCUGCUUGAUGAGCCUGUGAUGAGAGCAUAUACCCUCCCUCAUCAACUCCCUGGUCAGAUUUAUAAUGUUAACAAACAAUGUGAAUUGAUUUUUGGACUUGGUUCUCAGGUGUGCCCUUAUAUGACACAGUGCAGACGUCUGUGGUGUACAAGCACUGAAGGAGUUCAAAGAGGUUGCAGGACUCAACAUAUGCCCUGGGCAGAUGGAACAGAGUGUGAGCCUGGAAAACACUGCAAACAUGGUGUUUGCAUUUCAAAGGAUCCAUCAGAAGUUUCUGCAGUAGAUGGAACAUGGGGACCAUGGAGUCCAUUUGGCUCAUGCUCUAGAACCUGUGGAGGUGGUAUUAAAACUGCAGUUAGAGAAUGCAACAAACCAGAGCCCAGAAAUGGAGGUAAAUACUGUGUUGGUCGAAGGAUGAAAUUUCGUUCGUGCAACACUGAACAUUGUCCAAAACAAAGGAGGGACUUCAGAGAAGAACAAUGCGCAGAUUUCGAUGGAAAACAUUUCAACAUUAAUGGCCUACCUCCAAAUGUGCGCUGGGUUCCUAAAUACAGUGGAAUUCUGAUGAAAGACCGCUGCAAGCUGUUCUGCAGAGUGGCCGGAACCACAAACUAUUAUCGGCUCAGGGACAGAGUUAUUGAUGGCACACUUUGUGGACCAGAGACCAAUGACAUCUGUGUUCAAGGACUUUGCCGGCAAGCCGGAUGUGAUCAUGUAUUAAAUUCAAAGGCAAGAAGAGACAAAUGUGGUGUUUGUGGUGGCGAUAAUUCUUCAUGCAAAACUUUAGCAGGCACAUUUAAUACUGUUCAUUAUGGAUAUAACGUAGUAGUGAGAAUACCAGCUGGUGCUACAAAUAUUGACGUGCGACAGCACAGCUAUUCAGGGAAACCAGAGGAUGACAAUUACCUUGCUUUGGCUAACAGUCGAGGAGAAUUCCUUUUAAAUGGAAAUUUUGUGGUCAGCAUGUUUAAAAGGGAAAUUAAAGUUCGAGGAGCUGCACUUGAGUAUAGUGGAUCUGAUAAUGCAGUGGAAAGAAUCAACUGUACUGAUCGUCUUGAGGAAGAGUUAAUACUUCAGGUUUUGUCUGUAGGAAAUUUAUAUAAUCCCGAUGUCCGAUAUUCAUUCAACAUUCCCAUUGAAGAUAAAGCACAGCAUUUUCUUUGGGAUCAAUUUGGUCCUUGGCAGAAUUGCAACAGGCUAUGUCAAGGUGAAAGAAAGCGAAGACCCAUUUGUACAAGAGAAAGUGAUCGGCUUGUUGUCUCCGAUCAAAGAUGUGAUCGAAUUCCACGCCCAGUUCCACUAACUGAAUCCUGCAACACAGAAUGUGAAAUUCGAUGGCAUAUUGCCAGAAAAAGUGAAUGCACAGCACAAUGUGGGCCUGGCUAUCGAACGUUGGAUAUCUACUGUGCAAAAUAUAGUAGGUCGGAGGGAAAGACAGAAAAAAUAGACGACAGAUACUGCAGCUAUCAAGCAAAGCCAGAUGAUAAGGAAGUGUGUCAUGGAGAUUGCAACGUUGGAGGCUGGCAGUAUUCUUCAUGGUCCGAGUGUUCAAAGAGUUGUGGUGCUGGCACAAGAAGAAGGAAUGCUGUCUGUGUCAAUUCUGUAGGGACUGUUCUUGGCGAUAGCAAAUGCAGCCAACAGGAAAAGAUGAUCAUCCAGAGAUGUAAUGAAUACACGUGUCCUGUGUGGAAAACAGGAGAAUGGUCAGAGUGCUUAGUGACCUGUGGGAAGGGAUACAAACAUCGGCAGACAUGGUGCCAGGUUGGAGAAGGGCAAUUAGAUGAAGGAUUUUGUAACUCAGCAACAAAACCAGAGUCUGUGCAAGCAUGUCAACAACAGGAGUGUGCAGCAUGGCAAGUUGGUCCAUGGGGACAGUGUACAACCACAUGUGGUCAGGGUUACCAGAUGCGUGCAGUAAGAUGCAUUGCAGGUUCUUAUGGCACUGUUGUCGAUGAUAAUGAAUGCAAUGCUGCCACCAGACCUACUAAUACUCAGGAUUGUGAAUUAGCUUCAUGCCCCGAUUUGCGUCCAAGUGCCAGAGAAAGAAUACCCAAUCACAUGGGUUAUGGAACUGAAUGGAGAUUUGGAUCUUGGACUCCUUGUUCUGCUACAUGUGGAAAAGGUACCAAACAGCGAUAUGUCAGCUGCAGAGACCUCCAAGGAGGUGUUGCUGACGAAUCUGCUUGCUCACAUCUUCCAAAGCCGCCAUCUCGAACAGAAUGCACAGUCAUUCCGUGUGGACGCUGGAAAACCUUAGAGUGGACUCAGUGUUCGGUAACCUGUGGCCAAGGUAAAGCAACCCGACUGGUAAUUUGCACGAACUACAACAAUGAGAUUGUUAAUGACAGCGAAUGUGACCCAGAUGAUCAGCCACUAAUCCAGCAGGAAUGUGCCAUGUCUUCUUGCCCCCAACGUCGUCAAAACUACGAUAGACCUGGACAGAGUGAUCACUCGUUUCCUCGUACGGAUUACCGCAAGGUGCUGCCAACACACGGCAACUUGAAUCCAAAUGUGGGCCGUGGGCAAUCACCUGGAGGCAGUCAGUGGAGAACUGGACCUUGGGGAGCAUGUUCCAGUACAUGCGCUGGUGGCUUUCAAAGGCGUGUUGUGGUUUGCCAAGAUAGGGAUGGUUAUGAUGCGAAUAACUGUGCUGAACAGACUCGCCCAGUUGAAAUGAGAUCUUGUGAAUCUGGCCCUUGUCCUCAGUGGGUCUAUGGCAGCUGGGGAGAGUGCACCCAGAUGUGCGGUGGUGGAGCAAGAACAAGGCUAGUUAUUUGUCAGCUUCCGAAUGGACAGAGGCUAAAUGACCAGAACUGUGAAAUACUUGACAAACCACCUGACCGGGAGCAAUGCAAUACUCGAGCUUGCUCUGCGGAUGUUGACUGGCACAGAGGUCAAUGGAGCUCGUGCUCCAAUUUCUGUGGGAAGGGAAGUAAGUAUCGCACUGUCUCCUGCAUGACUAGAGAUGGAAAGCAAGCGGAAGAGGAGAACUGUAAGAACCUCGCCAGACCCAAAACACACAAGCGAUGCCGAGGAGGUCGAUGUCCUAAGUGGAAAGCUGCCGACUGGGAACAGUGCUCAGUCUCAUGUGGAAGUGGAACUCAGCAACGAAAAGUCUUCUGCCAGAUCUCAAACCGAACAAUUGAAGACACCCAGUGCAAUCGUUCCACACAACCUGCUUCAGUUCAACGCUGUCAGGCUGGAGAAUGUCCAUUUUACAGCUGGCAUGUGGAAGAAUGGCAAAAAUGCAGUUCGACCUGUGGUACUGGAACAAGGUACCGUAAAGUAACCUGCAUUAACCAGAAUAAUGAAGAGACGCAGAGUAAUAACUGUGAAGUAAAAAUGAAAAGACCGUCCAGUGUGGAGAAGUGCAAUACUCAACCUUGUGAAUACAUAUGGAUUACCGGAGAAUGGUCUGAGUGCUCAGUUACUUGUGGAAGUGGCUAUCAACAAAGGCUCGUUUCCUGCAGUGAAGUUUAUAACGGCAAAGACCUCUAUGAAUACAGCUAUCAUCAUCAGACAACAACAAACUGUCCAGGGGUGCAACCACCGAACAUCCGUGCCUGCUCCAUUGGUGAAUGCCCUAUUUCUGCCUCGUGGAGAGUUGGAAACUGGGGAAGAUGUUCAGUGACUUGUGGAAUGGGAGUAAUGCAACGCUCAGUACAGUGUUUAACAAAUGGUGGACAGUUAAGUAAUUUGUGCAGUUUGGACAUUAAACCAGAAGAGAGGAGAACCUGCCAGAGUGGAAAAUGUGAGUUUCCAAAGAGCUGUAAUGAGAUACAAAGAUUCAAAGGCUUCAUGGAAGAUGGUGAUCACACUCUUAAUAUUCAAGGAAAGCAAGUGAAGAUCUUUUGUGCUGGCAUGCUGUCAGAUAACCCCAGAGAGUAUGUUACACUGGCAAGUGGUGAUGCAGAAAAUUUCUCAGAAGUUUACGGCUACAGACUGAACAAUCCUGCAGAGUGUCCAUAUAAUGGAAGUCGAAGGCAUGACUGCCAGUGCAGAAGAGAUUACCUGGCAGCUGGCUUUUCCAGCUUCAGCAAAGUAAGACUGGACAUCAGCACUAUGCAAAUAAUAACAACGGACUUGUACUUCGCACACACACUUGAAGGACGAUCUGUUCCAUUUGCCACAGCUGGAGACUGUUACAGUGCUGCCAGAUGCCCCCAGGGCCAAUUUAGCAUCAACCUUUCUGGAACAGGGCUCCGAGUGUCUGAAUCAACAAGAUGGAUUUCACAGGGAAAUUAUGCAGUAGUAGAAAUACAACGAUCGCUGAAUGGUGCCAAAGUGACUGGGAAAUGUGGAGGUUAUUGUGGCAAGUGCAUUCCAUAUUCCGGAACGGGGCUGCAGAUACAAGUGGCUUAGCUCAGGUGCUCUUAAUUUAUGCAUUAUUGAGGAGGUGCAACCUAACAUGAGGCGAGCUGGGACAAGAUGAAGGACAAACUCAUACAUACCUCUCUGCGUUCUCUGUCUGUAGAUAAAUCUAGACAUUGUGAUGUAAAAUGUAUUUAUGAUUCAUGUUUAUAUUUAUUAUCUCCUUUAAAUUUUAUUUGACAAAUAGUUUUGUGAAAGGAGUUUUCAUGCUUUAUCUUAAAGUAUAAGACCAACAGUGAAAAGCACUGUUUGUACGGUAUGCAAUAUGUAGCCUCAUAAGACAAUUAUGUUUUAUUGACACUGUUUUUAAAUUGUUUACUUAUCACAACGCAACAUCUGGUAAACCAAAAACAGGCUGAGAAGCCUUUUCAAUAGUGGUGCUAUUUGAAAAAUAUGUACUAUAUAUUUGGUGUUUUUUGGCUUGGAAUUUACCUCUGCACUUUUAAUCAGGAAAAUAAGGUGAAUAUGUGCUGUAAUCACAAUACAAGUAAUUUUGGUAAGGGUUGUGUAAAUAUAUGGGUAUUUGUAGCGGUAUGUUAUUGCACUGAUUAACUUCCAUUAUCAGCCAAAGUGAAUACACAAGUAGCAGAGUUUUGAGGAAGAAAGAUAGAACAGAAUCUGCAAGGUCAGAAAGACAUAAAAGGGAACAAAAAUUACCUAUACUCCAUGUUAAUGGUUACUUGUUUUGUACUUUCCAUCCUAUGUCAGAAAUAACUGCAUGUCAUACCAUCUUAAUGCGCCUUACUUUACAAACCAUCUGUGAUUAAUAGUCUUGUCCACAAAUAUUGAGAAUUUUUUUUAAAGAAACCACAACAGAAUUCACCUGUUAAUUAAAAUUGGUGUUAAAAAUACCCUAUUGAGUAAAUGAGAACAAUUUGAGAUGGUUGUUUGUAUAUUGUUUCUGUAAGAUAUUUUGCAUUUGAUAAGGUUUUGGAGAUAAAAGGGAAUUUAGGAAAUUGCACUUAUAUUUUCUGGUGCUGUCCAUUGUGCAAACAAAUGCAUGUUUAUCAGGGGUAUAACCAUCCUACAUUAUUUUUUUAUAAAUGUGCUGUUUCAUUUGUUCAGUUCCCUUGUGUAUUCUGAGCUAUUACUGUUUAAUAGGUGCUUACAGUAUUUAUGACCUGUAUGUUGUUGCAAAGUAAAAAGCAGCAUUAUAACAUAAGUAGAGCAAACAAUUGACAUAAAUCAAGCACACAUGAUUUUGAUUUUCAGAUAAUGUUAAACUAGUUAUAGUUUACUACGUUGGUGCUGUAGGAAGAAGAAAAAUAUACAGGUCAUUAUUCUUUGAAGCUCAACUCUUAAAAUAGUCCCUUUAAGUCUGUAAAAUUGACAUUUUGCUGGUUUGAUAGGGUAUUCAAAAUACAUUAACAGUUACGUUUUUUUUCUACGCAUUGUAGCUUUGUGUUUUUCUUAAAACUGCAACAAACCUUGUUACAAAUAUCAAUGUACAGAAUCAGUCAACAGACUAUAGGACAACAUUGCUGUGCAAUGACAAAUAAAACAUCAAUAAAGAACAUAAAUUAAAUUGAAUGACUUACAUGCAGACUUACCUGGAAUUAUUGGUUGAGCAGAUAUGUUUUUCUAAAUUAAUACAACACUAGCUUCAUUUUUUUUGUAGUUUUGCAAUCCAAAUUGUUUAGUUAGUAUGUGUCAUAUGAAAAAAUAGAUUAAAGGACAAGUUUACUAUUGCAAUUUAUGCAUAAUUGUUCAUUUGUAAUCCCACAGAAAUGUACUUUUAAUUGCUGUAUGAGUGAAAUCUUCUUGUCAGUGUAUUUUUAAGUUCAAAUCUAUCUGCCUUAUCACAAUUAUAAACUGUUGCAUUUUAUGAAAGGGAAUUUCUGAAGUUUUUGCAUCAGAUUCAGGGCAAACCUUGCACUAUUAUGUGCCUAAACUUCAUUGCACAGGCAUAUUUUAACUUUAUGGUACUCAAUAAAUGUUGGAUAUUUAGCACCUGUAUGAAUAUGUAAGGGGUAUACAAUUCAACCAUUUAGUUCAGGUGUGUCUGUCAAUGAACUUUAAUUGUAAGGGCUAUAAAUUCUUGUAGGAAUUCCAGGGGAUGUACUCAUUAUUAUUGCAAAAAAGAAAUUGAUUUCAUUAUAUUUAGUAGUGUUACGCAAUGCAUUACAAUAUAGUAGACCAUUGUUACAUUAUUAAAAAUGUUAUUCAUAGUUGAAAUGUAUUUAUAACGAGUAUUAAAUAUG